Knipowitschia caucasica is the source of this 1308-nucleotide messenger RNA. Lineage: Eukaryota; Metazoa; Chordata; Actinopteri; Gobiiformes; Gobiidae. The record is from the annotation of a GenBank genome assembly.
AUGAGUGUUGAAAACAGGAGGCGGUGGAUCAUCCCAGAGGACUCCAACUGGUCGCUCAAACAAGUUCCUUUUCUUUCUGAACUGUGUCUACACUCGAUCGUUACAAACAUUCAAGUCAAGCCCAUAUAUGGAGAGCUGAGCCCCUCUGAGCAGAAGUACAUCCAGGAGACUUUGUCCAUUCACACUCCACUCUCUCUCACAAGCAAACUCAUCCCUGACGGCGCGUACUGGCAGAAAAGAUGCAAGGAGCUUUGGCACAACUGUGAUGCGUCCAACCACGGCCAGAGCUGGAAAAGGCUGUUUUUUGAGCGAUACUUGGAGAAUCUAAUUGAAUUAUACAUCCCCAAUGUGACGCUAUUAAAAAGCAUCCUUGAUAUGCUGCCUCUUUGUAAGGACUUAGUGAAAAGACUGGACAUUCAGGAGCUGCUGGUGCCGAUCGAGAAACCAGAGGAACAGCACAUGGAGCUGAACAAUAUCCACAAUGAUGACGAAAUCUGUCUAGAUCAUUUUAAUUUCAAUGCACUGCUAGGAAAGCUUUGUAACCUGGAAGAGCUUCACCUGGUUUACAGAAUCAAGCAGUGCGGCAUGAACUAUCAAAAAGAGAUGUUUCAGAUGACGCAAAAAGACUGUGAGACACUCGCUCAGGCGGUCAAGUCUUGUAACUCUCUGAAGGUCUUGCACCUCUACCAAAGCAGUGUUGGUGACGCUCAGUGCAGGCUCCUGGUCAAACACCUCCUGGACCAUCCCUCUUUAACCAAGCUGGACUUCAGUUUCAAUGUGAUCGGCGACAGAGGAGCCCGAGCCGUCGCCAAACUGCUCACCAGGAGUAAGCUGAUCUCCCUCAACCUGUACUUCAACCAGAUCCAGGACCACGGGGCAAAGGCUCUCGCCCACGCUCUGUCGCACGGCUCCACUUUAGAGGAGCUCAACCUGGGCAUUAACCGUGUGGGGGAUGAGGGAGCGCAGGCCAUCGUGAGCGCCCUGAGGAACAACUCCUGCUUGAAGACCUUAAACCUGUCUGGGGCUGGGGCGGCUGGGCAGACCACGGCCGCACUCUGCACCCUGCUCCUCCACAAUCGGACACUGAGCAGCAUCAAUCUAUGCCACAGCAAACUGGGAGCGGAUGGAGGGAGAGCUUUACGAGAGGCCAUGUCCCAGAACAGCACUGUGGUCAAGUUUGAUCUGGAUCUGACCGGUAUGGAAGAGGAGGACACUGACUCCAUACAGAAGGUGGUGAGGGCCAACGAGCACGCUCACAAAACAACAAAACAAGUGAACAAUGUAAAACAGGAGACCAGCACUCCUUAA